UGUGACCCGUGUCUAUCCCUCUGUGUCUGUCCCUCUGUCCGUUCCCCUGUCCCUCCACCUCCGUGCCCUGCAGCAACUGAAGCAGCAGCGGGACAAGCUGCGGCAGUACCAGAAACGCCUGAGCCUGAACCUGGAGCGGGAACGGGCACUGGCACGGCAACUGCUCAAGGACGGCAAGAAAGAGAAAGCUGUUCUGCUGCUGAAGAAGAAACGAUACCAAGAGCAACUUCUGGACAAAACAGACAACCAGAUCAGCAACCUGGAGCGAAUGGUCCAGGACAUUGAAUUCACCCAGAUUGAAAUGAAGGUCAUUGAGGGCCUCAAAAUAGGCAAUGAGUGUCUGAACAAGAUGCACCAGGUGAUGUCCAUAGAGGAAGUGGAAAGGAUAAUAGGAGAGACCCAGGAUGCUGUGGAUUACCAGAGGCAAAUAGAUGAGCUCUUGGCUGGCAACCUGACUGAGGAGGAUGAAGAUGCCAUUCUAGAGGAAUUAAAUACUAUUACUCAGGAACAGUUGGAGCUUCCAGAAGUUCCCUCCGAGCCGCUCCCAGAGAAGAUCCCAGAGGAGUCAGCCGUCAAGAACAGGCCAAAGCCAGAGCUGGUGGCAGCAUCUUAACUCCCACUACUGGGGAUUCCCCCACGACACUUGCACCCAGGACAGUUUGCCAUGCCAUGUGCUGGGAGCAGGCAAUGCCUCGGCAGAUCCCAGCUGUGCUGGGCAGGGUGUGGAGCAGCAUUCCCUGCACAGGAUGGGGAACCUCAGCCCAUGAUUGCUCUUGUAUCAAGAUUAUUUUCUAGUGCUUUCUUUUUUUUGUAACUUAAACCCUAAACUCACUCAGCUGCACUGUCUCGGGAUUAAACAGCAACUCUAAACUUCCGAAGCCAAA
Messenger RNA from Acanthisitta chloris (rifleman), 884 nucleotides. It is a transcript of the gene CHMP6, whose product is annotated as charged multivesicular body protein 6. The transcript is spliced from 7 exons. Gene Ontology annotation, cellular component: multivesicular body; ESCRT III complex. The annotation marks the transcript as partial. The record is from RefSeq and is a predicted model, not a curated record. Lineage: Eukaryota; Metazoa; Chordata; Aves; Passeriformes; Acanthisittidae. Gene Ontology annotation, biological process: late endosome to vacuole transport via multivesicular body sorting pathway; vesicle budding from membrane.